Psammomys obesus (fat sand rat) is the source of this 2038-nucleotide messenger RNA. RefSeq names its product NIPA like domain containing 2 (gene Nipal2). Gene Ontology annotation, biological process: magnesium ion transport. NCBI's taxonomy places the organism in Eukaryota, Metazoa, Chordata, Mammalia, Rodentia, Muridae. Gene Ontology annotation, molecular function: magnesium ion transmembrane transporter activity. The transcript has 11 exons. The record is from RefSeq and is a predicted model, not a curated record. Gene Ontology annotation, cellular component: membrane. The coding region runs from base 88 to 1242 and encodes 384 amino acids.
GGCCGGCCCGGCAGGAAGUGGCUGCGGCUGCGGGAGGAGCGGCGGGCGGGAGUGCGGCGCCGAGCCCCAACACGCAGAGCCGGCGCCAUGGCGGCGCUGCCCGCGCCCGCGGGGCCCGGGGACGACGCCUCGGCCGUCCUGGACGAGCUGUCUCGGAACUUCACGUACUGGGCACCGGGCCCGGGCAACGGCUCGCUGUCGAGCGCCUGGUACCGCAGAAACCAGAUUCAUCUUUUUGGAGUUUUGCUGGCUAUUUUAGGAAACCUGGUUAUCAGCAUUUCCCUAAAUAUCCAGAAAUAUUCUCAUCUUCAUUUGGCCCAGAAGGAGCAGCCAGAGCCUUGCUUUAAGAGUGUGCUGUGGUGGAGUGGAGCCCUGCUGAUGGCCAUAGGGGAAACAGGCAACUUUGCUGCCUAUGGAGUUGCUCCCAUCACGCUGAUCGCACCGCUGGGGUGUGUGUCAGUUACAGGUAGUGCCAUCAUUUCUGUUAUAUUUCUAAAAGAAAAUUUGAGAGCCUCGGAUUUACUAGGUAUGACACUGUCAUUUGCUGGAACAUAUCUGUUGGUGAAUUUUGCUCCAAAUAUCACCCAGGCUAUCUCAGCAAGAACAGUACAGUAUUACUUUGUUGGCUGGCAGUUCCUGGUCUAUGUGAUUUUAGAAAUCUUAGUUUUCUGCAUCCUUCUGUAUUUUCAUAAAAGAAAAGGAAUGAAGCACAUAGUGAUCCUGCUCACCCUCGUGGCACUCCUUGCCUCGUUGACUGUGAUUUCAGUAAGAGCUGUCUCAGGCAUGAUCACCCUUUCUGUGACGGGUAAAAUGCAGCUGACUGACGCCAUCUUCUAUAUCAUGCUUGUCAUCAUGAUAGCCUCUUGUAUUUUCCAAGUCAAGUUCCUGAACCAAGCCACAAAACUCUACACAAUGACCACAGUGGUGCCAGUCAACCAUGUCUUCAUUACAACUAGUGCCAUCAUCGCAGGCAUCAUAUUUUACCAGGAAUUCCUUGGUGCUGCUUUUCUCACUAUAUUUAUAUAUCUUUUUGGGUGCUUUCUGUCAUUCCUUGGAGUAUUUUUAGUGACAAGAAAUAGAGAAAAGGAACAUCUACAACAGCCUUUUAUUGGUUUUGGGAAUAUUCCUGGGAAACAAAUGUUGGACAAAAUACAACCAGAUUCAAAUGGCUUAUCCUAUGGAACCUUGCCUGGUGGAAGUGACUCAACAAAGAUCCAAAGCGGAGAGAAGAAAGAAGCCUAAACUGCCGAGAGGGAUGGCUGUUGGCCUGUUAUCCAAUACCACCUUUUAAAAACAUUGCACAUGUUCAGUGUGUGUCAGCAGCUAUUUCAUGCUGACAUAUGCACACAUUCAGUUCAGUCCUCUCCCCCCUGUGGUGAGUCAGGCCUUCCUAAUCUCUCGCAGUCUAAUGCUUUUAUGGAAUGUAACUCAGUGCUCCUCACACCCUGAGCCUCUCCCUAGCGAGCAUCUGACUGGCUGGAUCUUAAUGAGAGCCUGGCUGCUUGAGCAGGAGUGUCACACAAAAAUGCACGCUUGAGAUUUGGCCAUAGAAGGCCUGGGUUUCUUCCGCAUGUGGCUCGCAGGAUCUGCCUGUUGGCUUCAAAAGCACCCUCUAGUGCUACAGCUUUAGCCUUUAAAAAAAGGUUUGAUGCUUUUUGUUCUCAGGUGUCUUCUAUAAGCCUCUUGUAAGGAACUCACUCCUUUUCCCUCUUAGGAUGGCGAGUCAUCGUCUCAGAAAACCAACCCUGUUAAAAUCUUCCUUUCAAAAUAAAGGGCAUCAUUAAAAAAUAGAGUUUACAAGUGGCGUUCUGUGAUGACGUAUGAUAAAAACUCAAAGACCUGCUACUGGCAUUAUUUUAAGCCUAAAAACUGGGAGCAUUUAAAAGAUGUGACUAUGCUCACCUCUGUGGCAUAUAUACCAAAACUCAAACAAUACACAUAUUAUCAUGGCCUCUGUGUAAGUAUGACACACAAAUUUAUAAAGUGUUAAAAGUUUACACCAAUGUUUUUUUAAUAAAACUCAUUUUCUCCAACCUUA